Penicillium cataractarum is the source of this 2289-nucleotide messenger RNA. Its product is annotated as putative microtubule binding protein HOOK3. Gene Ontology annotation, biological process: cytoplasmic microtubule organization; cytoskeleton-dependent intracellular transport. Gene Ontology annotation, cellular component: centrosome; cytoplasm. Lineage: Eukaryota; Fungi; Ascomycota; Eurotiomycetes; Eurotiales; Aspergillaceae. Gene Ontology annotation, molecular function: microtubule binding; dynein light intermediate chain binding. The coding region runs from base 1 to 2289 and encodes 762 amino acids. The record is from RefSeq and is a predicted model, not a curated record. The transcript is spliced from 7 exons.
AUGGCCCAGGAACACACCGUGACCAAGGUUCUCUUGGAAUGGAUCAACAGCUUCUCCUUGGGCAAAACACUCCGAGGAACGGACGAAUUGACCGACGGCAUUAUCCUAUGGGAGAUCCUCCAAGAUAUCGACCCGCAAUACUUCCUCGAUGAGAUCCCUGAACGCAACCCUGCCGACCAUUGGGUCGCUAAAUGGCAGAACUUGAAGCACAUUCACAAGCUCCUGCUCAGUUACAUCCGACACCAGAACGAUGAUACCCUCCCCUCCGGUCUCGACCCGUCACCCGAUCUCGAAGCCGUCGCAGAGAAAGCAUCGAUCAAGGAAACCAACAAGUUGCUGAAAUUGCUUCUGAUCGCCGCCAUCAGCUCUCCGAACGCCGGGACUUACGUACAGACCCUCCAGUCACUCACGACCCCGACUCAGGAGGGACUCAAGGAUAUCAUUGAGGAGGCGCAUAAUGGUCAACAUGAACCUUUGGACGGAGUCGAUGAUCUCCCGGAGGAGUCUGCGAAGACAGAUCACCCCGUGGAUUUGGAGCUGCAGUUCGAGGAACGCGUCGGAAAGGUGAUCGCGGAGAAUGAUCGUCUGACACACGAGAAGAAGGAGCUCGAGAAGGCUUUGGAGGACCUGCACAACCGGCUGGCGCGUCUUCAGGAGAACAACGAUACACUCCAGAACCGUCUGGCAUCGACUGAGGAUCGUUUGGUCACCUUGAAGUCUGGAAAGGGUGACCUAGGAUUCAAUGCCAAGGCGCUGGAAAGCAAGACCCGCCAGCAAGAUGAUCUGAUCGCGUCGCAAGAGGCCAAAUUGAGUGCUGCCCAGGACGAGAUCGACAGUCUUCGCAUGACCGUGGAAUCAUUAAAGGUCAAGAACCAGCGUCACCAGAAACUGCAGGACGACUAUGACGAGCUACGCACCGAGAAAGAGCAAUUGGCGCGGAAAGCAAACGCAGCAGAAAAGUAUCGCCAAAAGCUCCAAGCCAGCCAGGACUUUGAAAAGGAGAAUCAGACUCUCAAGAACCAGAUCAAAGACAUUCAGCAGCAGCUGAAGGAGUCGGAUUCACAGCAACGGUGGUCUUCAGAGCGUGAAGUCGAGCUAGAGGAGUACCGCAAGCUGUUGCCACGUAUUGAACAAGAGUGCAAUGAGAUUCAAAACCUCAAGAAGCAACUCGAGUUCAAUAACCAUGCGCUUACGGAGCGGCUUCAGAGUGCCGAUGAGCAGCACGAAAGGGACGACGCGUUGAUUAGUGAGCUACGCGAACGUCUGGGAGAGUUGGAUGGUCUUCCUGGCAGCCAAUCGCCGGGUUCCGAGACUCCCAAAAUGCAGGGGACUUUGAAUAAGGACUUUGAGGCAAUUGGCAUGAGAGAAUCACAGUUGAAAUCCGAAAACGAGGACUUGAAGCGAGAGAUGGAAUCGUUGAAAGCGCCAUCGACAGCUCCCGAAGCGCCCGACAUUUUCUCUGAAAACUUCAAUACAUCCGUGGAAGUUGCAUGUGCCAAUUCCACCCAAAGCGACGAGUAUUGGAAGCUAUACGAAAAUUAUACUGGGGCAUUGAAGAAGAUUGCUGAAAUUCAAGACACCCUGGAAACCACGAAGAAGGACCUCGCAGAUUCCCAAACUCAGAUCUCACUCUUCUCUACUGAAAACUCCGAUCUCCUCCGCGAACUUGAAGAGCACAACUCGGCCGAACUUGCCAAGCUACGCAGCGAAUGGGACAAUCUGACCCAAAACGUACAUCACUUGGAGGCCGAAGUCGAUGCUAGCCAAACUCUGGUGCGCGAAGUGUGCUCCGAGCGUGAAGAGCUGCGCAAGAUGCUCGAAACCAAGCAGAACGAGAUCAGCGCCGAGGAUCAGGAAGUGAUGAACGAGAUGCAGAUGCUGUUGGGCGAAUUCGAAAUCGUGAACAGCGAGGGUGGCGAGGUGCCGCAGAAGUCGAGCUUUGAGCUCCUGAAGCAGUGUGCUGGUGUGCUAGAGAAGAAUAUCGAGCGACUUGCUCAGCGUGCAGAGUAUAUUCAACAGCAAAAUGAGCUUAUCAAGUCUCUUCGGGAGAGCAUGAAGAACUACGAGGAGAAUCUGGAUGAUGGCAUCUCCAGAGAGCGUGAAAUGGAGCUCCAGAAAAUCAUCGACGACCAAGCCCGAGAGCUUAGCCUCGUAAGCUCAGCCUGGUAUCACCUCCAGAGCCGAUGGCAGAAUAACAACAUGACCAUCUCACGAUACCGACAAGGCGCAAACAUGACUGAUCCGCGUGGCUGGUUGGCUAAGCAGCGUAGUGUGGUUGCUGGUCAAUAA